AGAGUGGCUCCCCCGGGGCAGCGGCAGUCGUGGCAAGUGGCUGGUAGCACUGCAGGCCUGGUGGAGUGUGGGCACGGUGUUGGAGGCGCUGCUGGCGCUGUGGCUGCUAGACCGAUGGGGCUGGCGGCCGCUGCUGGCGGUGUCCGCGCUGCCGUUAGCUUGCAUCCUGGCUGCGCUCCCAGCCAUCCCCGAGUCUCCGCACCACCUAGCCGCCUCCGGACAGCCCGAACAGGCACGUCGCGUGCUGGCCCUAGCCGCGGCGCGCAACGGCACAACCGACAAGCUAGAACAGGUGCUACGGCAACAGCAGCAACGACGAGCGCAGCAACAACAAGAGGACGAAGAACGCGGAAUGGAGCAGCAGCCACAGCUGCUACAGCGGCGUGCUAGUAGCAGUAGUAGUUCAAACGGGCAAGGAGC
This is a messenger RNA of Astrephomene gubernaculifera, 420 nucleotides long. The record is from the annotation of a GenBank genome assembly. NCBI's taxonomy places the organism in Eukaryota, Viridiplantae, Chlorophyta, Chlorophyceae, Chlamydomonadales, Astrephomenaceae.